Messenger RNA from Mytilus trossulus (common blue mussel), 5808 nucleotides. RefSeq names its product centrosomal protein of 120 kDa-like. The coding region runs from base 310 to 3372 and encodes 1020 amino acids. NCBI's taxonomy places the organism in Eukaryota, Metazoa, Mollusca, Bivalvia, Mytilida, Mytilidae. The record is from RefSeq and is a predicted model, not a curated record. The transcript is spliced from 21 exons. Gene Ontology annotation, biological process: centrosome cycle; interkinetic nuclear migration; positive regulation of centriole elongation. Gene Ontology annotation, cellular component: centriole; centrosome.
GGUUUAUUUUAUUUACUUGUAAACAGUUUAUAAAGUCUACGAAAUAAAUCGACAAUGCAUUAAUCCAAUAAAACUUUUAUUUCGUUCAAUUUCCCAACAAAGUUACAGUUCUAAUUUUGUAGAUAAAGCUGUUUUCAAAUGAAAAAUUUUAAGUGGAUAUUAGGGUCACCCCAUAUUACGUCAUUUCCGUCAAUAAAUUUGCAUCAAUAUGGCGGCUGUUUUCAAACAAAGUCAGAUGUCACAGAACUUAUAAUGAAAUAUUGCCUCUUAUAACAGAUCAGCGUACAUAUAACUAAGAAUUUAAGAAGAAUGGUUGAAAAGGAAAAAUUCUUAGUUGUUAUUUCUGUGUUGGAGGGAAGGAGAUUUCCAAAGAGACCAAAGCAUAAGGUAAUUGCUGAAGCAAGGUUUGAUGGUGAGCUUUUGGCUUCAGACCCUGUUGAUCAUGUGGAGGCCCCAGAUUUCACACAGGAACUGGCGUGGGAAUUGGAUAAAAAGGGUCUUCAGCAGCACAGGUUACAGAGGACUUCAAUUAAAAUACAAUGUUAUGCUGUUGAUUCAGUCAGUACCAUGAAAGAAGUUAUUGGUUAUGUUGUUUUAGACAUCAGAUCAGUUCAAACAAAACAGACUGCAAAGUGGUAUCCAUUGCUACAUUCAAAGUACAGUAAAAAUAAACCUGAGAUAAAGUUGUCUAUUUACCUAGACGAUGAUAAAACUGGAGACCAGCCAAGUUUUAAAGCCAGAGAAGCACCUCCUAGAGUGAUAGAAGAUUUAGCUGAGGGAGAAGGUUAUUUGCGUACAUUACAGCCUGUUUUAGUAGAAGAUGAGGGUUACUACCAAAUUGGGCCUGCAGACAAAUGUAAAGAUAGCUUUGUCAUGUCUGUAACAAUUGGAUAUGCUAAUAACUUAGCUCAGUUAAUUCCAAGCACUCAACCACUACCAUCUUUAGCCACUGGAUAUUUCUUCUACUUUUCAUUGCUGGGAAAUGAUGUAACGAAUGAGACAUUCCAAGACCUCAUCAACCCAAACUUUCCUGCAGAGCGAGCUUCAGUUAAGAUCAAGUCUAGUGUUGAUGCUCUGAGAAUAUUUCUUUCUAGCCAGCCAGGAGUACAGGUCCAUUUAUGUUGUGGAGACCAGUCUUUAGGAAACUGUGAAAUACCUCUGAAUGCAUUAAUAAAGAAAAACAGUACAGAGAUCCAUAUGAAACCUGUGACCAUAGAGGGACCAUUUCAGUUGAAUCCACCUAACAAGGCAAAACAACAGAUCUUAUCUGCACCACCAGAUUUAGCCCCUGUUGUUGGUGUGUCAAUAGUACUCAGAAAAGAAGAUAUGGGAGUCAUGUCUCCUGGUAAAGGUCCUUCAGGGGAAAACAUCCAUGAAAUUCCAAAGUCUCCUAUGAGAUCUCCUUCACAUUCUCCAGUGAGAUCUCCUCCAAAAACCCCUAAAAAAGAUGGACACAAAUCUCCUAAAAAAGGAAAAGGCAAAGGAAAAAGUAAAGGAAAACAAGAAGAGACUGCAGAAAAAGAAGUUCAUUAUCCUGACGAUUUUGAAAUUGGCAACAAUACUCAGGAAAAUGUCAGUAGCUUGGAGGAGGAUAAAAUGAAAGAACACAUAUCAAAGAAAUUGAAAGAUAAACCUCCAAUGUUUCCAAAGGGACCACCCAGUCCUAUAAUGGCUGGCCAUGAACAUAAAAGACUUUCAGACCAUGGUGAACAAGAGUACAGUAAUCAAACUACAUCUACACACAUAGCUAUACCUCCCCAGGCACAUCACUUCACAUUCUCCAUUGAUUUACGCAGCAUCAAAGAUGUCAACUCAUCAAACACAUUAUUUGUUUAUUUAAAGUAUAUGUAUCCAUUUUUCGGGAGUGCUUCGGCCAUUAUUACACAUCCUCCUGUAGAGAUACGUAGAGGUAUGGAGGUACUUCUUCCUCAGUCAUUCUGUGCAUUUGACUUUGCCUGCAGUACACAGCAAUUACAAGAAACAUUCCUCAGAGUUCCAUUGAUGGUAGAGGUGUUCCACAGAGAUAAACAACAGUCAAGAGAUGUACUUGUUGGUGUAACUAAAUUGCCCUUAGAACAGAUCGUUUCUACAGAUAAAAACAGAAUCUCGAGUAAAACAGGAGGUUCAGGUUGGAGGCAGAGUUUUAGUGACAGAAUAAACGUUGUUUCUCCAGAGAGUGAAAAGAAGGUAGGAGACAUUUGUAUGGUGCUUAGUUUAGAAGACUGGGGACCAAUCUCAGCACAUCAAAUUGUUGUACAGCAAGAAACUACCAAUGCACCUAGUCAUCCUCAAGUGCAACAGACACAACCACCUAGAGCACCGUCCCCAUUAGAACCGAGAGAAACACCAGAAUACCAAGCUGCUAUUGAAUUGGAGCUGUGGAAAGAAACUCAAGAAAAGAAUUUUGAAAAUCAAUUAAAGCAAAAGGAAGCAUCUUACAUGAAAGCACUUGCUGAAGAAUGGAAGAAAAGAGACAGAGAAAGAGAAGUACUCAUGAAGAAAAAGUUGGCAGAGUAUGCAAACCUAGAGGAACAGCUUAGGAAAACAUUGAAAGAUUUAGAAAAAAGAGAGAAACAGCUGGCCGCUAAUGAACAGGAAGUUAUGAGAUUAAAGAAGGAUUUACAGAGAGAUCAUGAUGCCAAACUUCAGGAAAUGAAGGAGGCUUCUAGGCGUAUGAAAGAUGAUGUUGAUCAUAAGAUAGAACUUGAAAAAUCAAAAACAAAAGAGAUAGAAAAUUUAGUAGAGAGAUAUAAAAGAGAGAUGAAUGAAGCAGAAAUGAAGUACCAUAGAUUGGAGAAAGAUUUUGCUGUUUAUAAAGAACAACAGAAUACCAAACCAGAAGUCAGACUACAGGCAGAAAUCAAUCUUCUCACUUUAGAAAAGGUUGAACUUGAAAGAAAACUUGAUACUGUAAACAAGUCUAAGGUACACUACAAACAGCAAUGGGGGAGGGCAUUAAAAGAACUAGCUAGACUGAAACAGAAGGAACAAACUGCUGCUAAAGCUGAAUUAAAGAGACAACAACAGGAGUUAGAACAUAUGAGGUUACGAUAUCUAGCUGCCGAGGAAAAGGAAGUGGUGAAAUCAGAUAAAAAGGAAUUAGAGGAAAUUAAGAAUGAAUUAAAUAGGUUAAAGCAACUUGAGGAAGAAAAGUUAAAGAAUUCUUUUGAAAACAGUCCGCGGGAAGUGGAUGGUAUGAGACCACUGAAACCCGAUCUAGACUGCAGUAUAGAUGAACAUAUAACAAGACUUAUUGAAGAGCGUGAUACUUUGUUACGGACAGGUGUUUAUAGUACACAGGACAGAAUUAUCGCUGAAUUAGACAGACAGAUUAGAGAUUCAAUGGUUCAAAAGAAAACAAACAACUUGUGAAAUAGAAAGAAAGUUGUAUGAUGGAAGCUUGUCUGUGAUAAAAUGAUUGUUUAUGCCACUGAAUAGUCAUCAGUCAAUUCACUUUUUAAAGGAAGCAAUGCAUGGCAUAGCAGAAAGUGGUGUCAAUUUAUUAUGAUUGAUAUGAAUUCAGUAGUUUAUUUGUUAUUCAAUUUUGUAGAAAAGGAUCUUUGAUGUAGAACUUAUGUCAAGGGGAAUAGCACACAUUCCUCAUUAAAGGAUGUUGUUAAGAAUACAGAAAUUUAUAUUGAAACUUACAAAAAUAUCAAAAUUUUGUUUUGAGUUCAUGGAAGAAAUCAAAAUUUGGGACAGAAAUGUAUGUACAAAUUCUAUUUAAGUAGGCAAAAAGAUCAAGUCUAAGGGGAGACAAUUUGAAGAAAUUCUAAUUUAAACUAUGAUAAAGAUGGUUGAUUAAUGUUAUAUAUAUUUUACUGGUUAAAAAUCAAGUUACCCUUUCCCUUAGUUAAUUUAACAGUUAAGUUUCUUGUAGAUGAAAUGAUUUAUUUUUUUGUUUCUAAUUGAUUGAAUACGCUUCAACAUGCAAUUAAGUUCAUUUUUAUCAAUAAAGACUUGAUAAAAGAAAUGUCUUAAAAAAUGAAAACAUUUUAGUUGUACUUUAAAUAUAUCCUAUUCGAAUUAAAAAGAAAUAAAAAAGAAUUAGACAUUGUAGAAUAAAAUUUAAAGCUAAUAUUUGUAAUGUUGAAAAAAUCUUUUAAAGCUAAAAAAUCAUUAAUUUACAGCUGUCAAAGUUUGUGGUGCUGAUAAAGUGAAAUAUAAUGUUUAAAUACAAUGUGGUAUAUAUAUGAAGUGUUAGAGGUAAAAAUCAUGAUGCACCUAUAUACAAAUAGUUAGGAAAGGAGAAACUUUCAAUGUGUAGAUCCUUCAUCAUGUUCAUGUUUAGUGAUGUAAAAAUUUUAUUGUCCUAUUCUCACUCCAGAAUAAUCUCAUUGUGAUAACUACAGUCGUUAACUACAAACUAGGCUCUUAAUCACUAUUAUGUCGUAUUGCAUUUUUUAUAGACAAUAAAUUUUGAUUAAAAAAUCAUGCAAAUGAUAUAAAAAAUAUAGAAAAGUCUACCAGCUCUAACUCAAAAUAUGAAUAAUUCUUUGUUAAGAUGGGUCUGUAAUUCAGUUUGACAGCUUCAGAUAUAUUUAUUUUUGACCUUUUUUGACUGGACUACUUUACUUUUAGUUCAUCAUCCAAAUUUUUUAAACAUGUAAUGUCAUCCCCUUCUUCAUAUUUUGUGAAUAAAAUUUAAAUGAAUACAUUUGGAAAGUGGAUGAAGAAAAUACUUGGACCAAGUCAAAAGGACUAUUGAAUUUGGUUCUGGAAACACAUAUUCAUGAUAUAUGAAUAGCAGUUAAACUUAGAAAUCAUUACCAUUAUCUUUUACAGCCAUUGUUCAUUGUAGAUAUAUCAUUUUGCCAAGGAGCCAGAGAAAUUUUCAUUUUAUUAAACAUACUGUAUCAUUGUUAAUUUUGUCAAGUAAAUUCUCACAACAUUUUUAAUUUCAAUUUAAAAAAAUCUUGUUUAAUAUUUAUCCGUCCUGUUAAUGCACUUCUAGUCCAUGUUCAUUUAGCAUUUAUAUUUUACAUGGCAGAGUCUGUUUAAACUAUUCUUUUGUACCCUAGUAAUCUUCACCAGAGAAAUUAAACUAUAAAAGUUCAUAAGAAUGUGGAAAAUGUUCCUAUUUGUCUGAUAAUACAAGAUUCUAAAAGGCAAAUGCAAGUUUGAAAUCAUAAUCAGAGAGUUUUUAAUUGCCAUUAUGCACUGAUUAAUGUUUGCAUAGUUUCAGCUGCAGCAAAUGCUAUCAACAGUAAUGAUUCAUAAUAUUCUAAAUAUUUCCUCCCUUCCUUUUGUCUUCAUAUAUAAUUUAUUGAUAGAUGUAAGAAGAAGGACUUCAUUGUAGAACUAAAUAUCAGAAGUCUUGUACUCACUGUUAAUCCUAUUUUUUAGUGGCCCUUUCUGUUGUUAUUUUAGCCCUCCCUCUUAUUAUUUUUAGUUUGCCCUAUAAUGUGGUUAUUAUAGAUGAAUAAUCCUUGAAUCAUGUUUCACCAAUGCUCUGAUUCUAUGUGAAAGUGAUGAUGUUUUUAUAGUUGAUUAGUCUUUACUCAAAAAAUUACUUUUGUUUCUUUUGUUUUUUUAAACAAAUGUAUGCAUUCAGUCAUUGAAUUCAUUUUAGUGAUAUUAUAUUUUAUUGUUGACAUUUUUAUUUAUUUAUUUAUACAAAACUGAUUGUAUAUAUAGAAAACUUAUACAAGUGUAAAUGUACACAUUUGAAUUCACUUAUAUAUGUAUAUACAUUGGUAUUAAUUGUUGAAAGUAUAAAUAGAAUUGAUAUGUAUAUAUAUGUUUUAUGGAAAUAUGCAACAAGAUGCCAUAAUGCAUAAAGGAAAUAAAACAAAUACUAGCCUUCAA